Molecule: messenger RNA, 5328 nt
Organism: Colius striatus (speckled mousebird)
Lineage: Eukaryota; Metazoa; Chordata; Aves; Coliiformes; Coliidae
Product: sodium-dependent serotonin transporter-like
Exons: 15
Coding region: 558-2570 (670 amino acids)
Biological process (GO): serotonin uptake; sodium ion transmembrane transport
Cellular component (GO): neuron projection; plasma membrane
Molecular function (GO): serotonin:sodium:chloride symporter activity; serotonin binding
Source: RefSeq, a predicted model, not a curated record
CUUCCCUCUGUCUCGCCCUGCCUUCAUUGGAUCCUGCUCUUUUGAACUGAUCAGCACAGACAACUGUAGCCACCCACCUCUAGGAGGAAAACUGAGCUGCAGCCCUCGUGAAACAUAAAGUUUAUUUGACUAAAGUGACGCAAAAAUUCUUAAAGAGCUCUUUGGCAGCACAUUAUCUGGAAAUCAGACCAUGUGAGGGGGAUUGGUGUACAAAAACCUCCCCAAGAUGCUGAGUUGCCCACAGGCUGAGUGCCGGAGACUCUGAAGUAAAUGUGGGUGAAGGUUACUCGAGCUUGGAUAACUCCAAGGAAAACACUUCAAACCCAUCCGAAAGACAGAUAUUUAGCCUUAUCUGGGAGUACAUGAGUUAACAGGAGGGAGCUCACUACUUGUGCCAUUCUUACUUUGAUGGUGUUUGUGCCUUGAAUCUGAUGGAUUUAAAUAUGGAAAAGGAAUUCUAAAAGCCUGGGAAUACACUGGGAAGAAAAGCUUGGGAAGACAAGCUUCAACAGGACUCUGCUGCUGUCUGCAAGUGAUCAGAACAAAUCUCAGUAAAAAUGGAAAAAAAGGCAACAAGAAAUGAGACUGAGCCUCUGACUUCCAAGACAGAAGUCUCAGACUGUAAGGAAGAAGAAGAUUGUAAAGAGAAUGGACUUCUGGUCAAGAACCCUAAAUCUGCCCUACGGCUAGUGGAGGAUGGCAGUAAAGUCCAUCCCAGACAGGGAGAUAAAGGGGAGGCAGCUCAGAUCUCAAAUGGUUAUUCAGGGGGUCAGAGCUCUGUUCCCUGCAACGGCAUGGGAGAGGUGGAAGAUGCCCAGAGCACCGCCCCAGCAGCCACAACCACCACUACAACCACUACUUCCACCACCUGUGGAGCAGAAGGCCAGCAGCAGCUGAUGGAGCUGGAAGACAGAGAGACCUGGAGUAAAAAAGUGGACUUUCUACUCUCUGUUAUUGGAUAUGCAGUGGAUCUGGGAAAUGUGUGGAGAUUUCCUUAUAUAUGCUACCAAAACGGAGGAGGAGCAUUCCUCAUUCCUUACACAAUUAUGGCCAUCUUUGGAGGGAUUCCUCUCUUCUAUAUGGAACUAGCACUAGGACAGUACCACAGGAAUGGGUGUAUUUCAAUUUGGAGAAAAAUAUGUCCUAUAUUCAAAGGAAUUGGCUUUGCCAUCUGUAUAAUAGAUCUUUACGUAGCCUCCUAUUACAACACCAUUAUGGCCUGGGCCUUUUACUACCUCGUAUCCUCCUUCACGGCGGAGCUGCCAUGGACUAGCUGCACAAAUGCUUGGAACACAGGCAACUGCACUAACUACUUCAGCAAGGACAAUGUCAGCUGGUCCCUGCACUCCAUCUCUCCUGCAGAAGAAUUUUAUACACGCCAAGUUCUACAGAUACACAGGUCCAAUGGGCUGGAUGACCUGGGGGGCAUUAGCUGGCAACUGACCAUCUGUUUAUUAUUAAUCUUCACCAUUGUAUACUUCAGUAUCUGGAAAGGAGUCAAAACAUCUGGCAAGGUGGUAUGGGUGACUGCCACGUUCCCUUACAUCAUACUCUUUAUCCUGCUAGUGAGAGGUGCAACUUUGCCUGGGGCUUGGAGAGGUGUUCUCUACUACCUGAAACCUGACUGGCAGAAACUCCUGGCUACUGAGGUUUGGGUGGAUGCCGCAGCUCAGAUUUUCUUCUCCCUUGGUCCAGGUUUUGGGGUCCUGUUGGCUUAUGCCAGCUACAACAAAUUCCAUAACAACUGCUACCAAGAUGCUCUGAUUACCAGUACCGUGAACUGCAUGACUAGUUUUGUGUCUGGAUUUGUCAUUUUCACUGUGCUGGGAUACAUGGCAGAGAUGAGGAAUGAAGAUGUAUCUGAGGUUGCCAAAGACACAGGACCCAGCCUUCUCUUUAUUACAUAUGCUGAGGCCAUUGCAAACAUGCCUGCUUCCACUUUCUUUGCAAUCAUCUUCUUCCUGAUGUUACUCACACUGGGAUUAGACAGCACGUUUGCAGGACUAGAGGGAGUGAUUACUGGAGUACUGGAUGAAUUCCCACAUGUCUGGAGCAAACGCAGGGAAUUGUUUGUCCUUGGUCUGAUCAUCAUUUGCUUUUUAGGGUCAUUAGCAACCCUGACAUUUGGAGGAGCGUAUGUGGUAAAACUGUUUGAAGAAUACGCCACUGGCCCAGCUGUCCUGACCGUCGUGUUUCUGGAAGCAGUUGCUGUAGCCUGGUUCUACGGCAUCACCCAGUUCUGCAAGGAUGUGAAAGAAAUGCUAGGCUUUACCCCAGGCUGGUACUGGCGAGUUUGCUGGGUAGCAAUUAGUCCCAUCUUCCUUCUGUUCAUCACUUGCAGCUUUCUGUCCAACCCUCCUGAGCUACGGCUUUUUGAUUAUAGCUAUCCCUACUGGACUACAGUAGUGGGUUAUUGCAUAGGAACCUCUUCUAUCAUCUUCAUUCCAAUCUACAUGGUUUAUCGGCUGAUUGUCACUCCAGGAACACUGAAGGAGCGUAUUCUGAAAAGCAUCACUCCAGAAACAGCUACAGAGAUUCCUUUUGGAGACAUCCGCAUGAAUGCGGUAUAGGCUAAUCUGUUUCCUGGGGAGAGGAGAGCAUCAAAUGUACCUUUCCUCAUACUCUCCCAACCAAAAAAAUAAGUUUCCAGCUGAGACAACAAGUGGAGGAGUUUCUGUGGAGGUUGUGUCAUGGACAACGGGCAUUUGGCAACAUGAUGCCUCCAGCACAUUAACCCAAGCAAUUCAAUGAAAUCUACAGUGCACUUCCAACCAGACUGAACUGAGAAUGAAUUCAUUCUGGAAACACGAGGAUGUCUGUGUGCUUGAGAAUACUGCACGUGUGGGCACAGGGGCUGUUGGACAGUGUGCCUGCCUGCAUUUGCCACUCUAGGAUGAGGAUCAGUGGGUAGGAAUAGGUGUAGAACCCCGAGUCUGUGGCAGUACUCCUUUAUCUUCCUCAAUGUGAUUGUUCGUACUGGGCAAUGUCGUAUUUGCUUCUAAGGUUCUAACUGCUUCCGCUGCAUUGAAAAAUACAAACCAUUUCUGAUAGCCAUACAUUACUCAAGUAACACAGAGUUUUAUAAAUGUGAAAAAACAAUAGUGAAUUCCCUGCAUUUGCAGCAGAGUAGAGAGGAAGAGGAAACAAUCCUGAGCAGCACUAUAUACAGCUCUGCGUACAUUAGCACCCGCUUUUGGUACCAUUAUCCUCCUUUUCCUUUCCUGCAUUUUGUAGAUGGCAACAGUUUCUAUUGUUUUCUGCACAACAAAUACUACAAAAACAUUUUUUGUAACGUAGGCUUCACCUUCCUUUAGACUUAUUCAAGCCACAAAAGCUUGUCACAGGUUACUUGACAAGCAUCUAAGUUGCUAGCACUUACUAUGCUGUUUUUGUAACUAAGCUAUUUACAAAAUGAGACAGACAGACCUGACGUGUCAGAGACCUAACACACCCACAGAAACUACAAACCAAUAUUUUGAGUUCAGGUGCCAAAAAGUGGAACCUUAAAUAUCCACAUCUCUGCUUUGCUUUUCUUUCUUUUUCUAAUUUAAUUUCAAACUUCUGGCUUUUUCUAUACUUUCCUGGAGAACUAAAGUUUAGAACAAUCCUUUUGGCUGUUGGACAAAAGUAUGCUUUACAAACUAUAUAAACCUACUUUGAGACUUUAUCUGCUCCUCUUCUAAUGGGAAUGCAUUAGGUUUUCACUCUUUUUAACAAGAAUUACAGUUCAGCAGGAUUGAUUUGUCUGUAUUAAAUUCUGAGGCACUGAUAUGCUAAUUAACUCCCAUGCACAUAUUAACCUUUUUCUAUCAUAUGCACACACAUACUCUCCAAAUGCAUCUGCCCUUCAGGCUGACUGCAGUUGCCAGGUCAGCUGGAGGACAAUAGUCCUGCUGCAGUUAUGUGGAAGUUUAGGUGAACCUAAAUAGGCAUCAUUUAUGUAAAAACAUGCAUUGUAUUUUUAUUCUAUCACAUAGAUUAUAACAAAAGUAAAAUAAAACAGAAGAUAAAAGUCUCUUUUGUAUCUCACUGUCUACUUCGGUAGUGUACUGCUAAAAUUAACAAGGUUAUAUAUGCAUCCAUAGCAGCAGGCAGUAAGAAAUCUACUGAAGAGUUUACACAGGUUUGAAGAACUUGCACCAUCACUGCUUUCCUCUAAUGUAUUAUUUGUCUUUUGAAAACAUUUUCAUCACUUCCACCAAGGUUAUUUUCCUUAGGUGUGCAGACACCUCCUGGAGAAACACCUCUUACACCUCAGCUAUUGUCUUUGAGUUCACUUUAGGCCUCAAGCCCAACUUCCAAUAAGGAAAUAACUUAAAGGGAUAAGGACUGUUCUUCCAGAACUACAAACAGAAGUUAUUUUCUUACUGGAAGUUGAACUUGAGACCUAAAGUAUUUCAAGGGACAAGGAUUGCCACCAGAAAAACAGAAUAAACAGUUACUCAUAAGAAAUAGUUCUGUAGCUUAUUCCUCAAGUAAAACUACUUCCAAAACUGGCUUCAUUGAAAGGAAAACAGGAAUAGUUUGGGAAUUAUUUUAACAUGAGUCAGCCUUUUAGUUACUAAGUUACCAAUCACAAAACCAUCAAUUUUUUAAACUUAAUUUUGGUUAGUUCAUUAAUUGAAAAAGUACAAAGGAAACGUCAAUGUAAGAUGAACAAGGUGCCUCUAUGUAUCAAAGUCUGGGAAAUGAAUGUUUUCACUCUAUAAAAGCUGAACUUGCAAGGCAGUUUAGUCCUCAUUAUUCUUUUAUUACACAGCAUACUGAUUUGAAGGUUUCCAAAUCUUCUUAUGAUGAGUUCAUUUUUUAUUAUCUCUGCUUUAGCUGAGUGGUUAAAACAUUGAGAAAUUGAUUUCACUCAUUUUUAUCAUUGAUUCUUUUUUUCUUCCUUUUGCAAAGCCAUAAGGAGACAUUUAAAGUAACCAGUAUUUAUCAGAUAGCUCAAGUAGCCAUACAUUAAAACAUUGUACAAAAACUAGUUAUAUUGAUACCAAAUGGGCUGCACUGCAAUUACAAGUGUUUUGAGGCAAAGAGAUUGCUUCUCUUCAGCUCACUUCUGCUUAUCUAUUACAUGAGUAUAUCCUACCCUCUGUUCUUAACAAUGAAAAGGACGUUAUGAAACUGGUAAGUUAAGACCAUGUUUGCCUUUUAAACAAAGAGAAUUAAACUGGAGUUUUAGCUGUACAGAACUAAGUAUUCCCUCCAACUUGUACAUGAUGCACCUCUAUUAAUUUAUGCAUCUGUUUAGUUACAAGUGUUGCAAGCUGAUUGUAAGUCAUCAGUAUGUGCCUUGUACUGUAAACUGUUAUUGUAAUAAAUUUAAUACUC